AGUGUUAACUGCUGUACUAUAAAAUAUAAUAAAUGAAACAUGUAGGGGCGUGAAAUUUUAAGUACAAGUCAUUUCUGGAAAGUAAAACAGCAUUUGACUCGGUAGGCAUAGAUCUAUCACUAUUAUCACUGUCACUUUUUAAAAUUCAAAACCACUCUCCGCUUGGAUGAAAGUUGGAUUUUAUCAUAAAUAACCCACAUUCCACAACAGUAUGUAUUGCUAUUUUACAAUCCUUUUUAGCCUUGCCUUAUAUUAUUAAUUAUAGUAGACUAAUUGGAUGUGGUGUGUGAUAGUGAUAGUCAUAACUCGUGAGAUGUCUGUAAUUUUGAAUGAUUUAUCCUAAUUUGUGAAUGUGAAAUGUUUUUUUGAUAGAUGUGUUGGAGUAAGGGUGGAAGAAGCACAAUUUGGGCCAUGGGAAAUCGGGACAUGGAUUCGGUUUCGGAGAUCCACGUUCGUGUUUUUCCUUAGGCCUAUACUAUACGAAGUCAUUGGCGUAGAAAGGUUUUGGGCGUAGAAAGUGUGUGGGGGGAGGGGGUUUACAACCUUAGCCAUCCUUUGAGCACUCAACGGAUUUGGAGCAUUUAUAAUUUUAAAGGUAUUUUGACGCAAGCAGACCCCCGGGACCCCCUCUCCCGGCCGGCUAGCUACGCCCCUGUGUGAGCUAUAGUAUGCUAUACAAAUUUAAUAAAUCAUUAUUUUUUUUAUGCGGCUUGGUCGUUCGUGAAUGAUUAAUUCAUGUUCGUUUUUAUUGGUGUCAAAAAAAAAGUGCAGACAAUAGAUAUAUAUACGGACAUUAAUAAAGCGUAGGCCUAAGAGGGUAGGGUUACCAUGCCUUCGGGUUUCCCCGGACGUGUCCUCUUUUUAGGCCCCUGUCCGAGCGGCUUUCCGGAAAUAUAGCUUGUGUCCUCAUUUUUCCCCUGUCCGUCCCCAAUCGAUACCUUCUUACUUACUUAUUCCGUGUUUUAUACUAUUCUAUUCUGUUCCGUGAACUUAACACACGCUCAACAAUUACUAAGGUUACCACCGAAAUGUCUGGUUCCGGAAGCCAUUUUUGUAAACAUAGCGCAAGACAGUAACUAACGCGAGUUCUUUAUACAUAAUUGAAUUUUCAAGUUUAAUAUUUUUGAAUAUUUGAUUUGAACAAUGCCGAGGUGUACAUUUUUUAUUUACCGACGCACUUAAAACCCAAUUGCCAGGUUUUCCUGCAGGUCGAUAGGACUAAGAGGCUGAAUAUUUGACAUGGGGCCGCAGAACUUGCAUAACUUGAAUAUAUCUCCUUUGCCAGUAAGAUCUGGUAAGGGCAAGGGUGCCCCAGCCUAGGCCUAGGCGCAUGUCCAAACGCCGAAGCAUAUUAAGACUGAUAAGAGUGUUCUCUGAAAAACUUCAUCUACCAAAGUUACCAGUUACCAAAUUUUUCGUAACAACGGUUUCCAAAUAAAAUGAUGAAACAUUUUUUUUUUUUUUUUUUUUGGCCGCAAAAGGCGUUUUGGCUUUUUUAAGUUACCAGUUACCAAAGUUUUCGUAACAACGGUUUCCAAAAAAAAUGAUGAAACAUUUUUUUUUUUUUUUUUGGCAGCUAAAGGCGUUUUGGCGUUUUACGCUGUCCAAAGGAACCACCACGCUAUCAAUUCUUCUGCUUAUAAAUCAUACUAAUAGACUGCAGUUGUCGCUACUUUAUAAAAAUUAAUAUUUUUUACCUGAUUUUGGAAUGACACGCAAAAAUAAGUUUAAUGUAAUGUGUACUGAGUACUCGUUAAUACAAGUUUAUAAUUAAAUCCAUUUACAAUAGUAGCCUACACUAUUUUAUGUAAUUUAAACUUUGCUUUUCUCUGUACCAACACUUGAAGGCGCUAACAUCGGCUUAGGCGGCAUGGCCCAAGGAGCCGGCUGCGGGUUUGGAACCGGAUUUGAUGAAAAUUGUGUGCGUCAAAAAAGAUUGGCCCGCCCCGGUCGGCACCAUCUCUAGUCUCUAGCAACACUACUGUUCAAUGUAGGCCUACUCCCAGAAUUAAGCUCGCAAUUAAAAAUCGACCCUUAUUGACGUUUAUAAGGUGACAUAAAGAUGUGCACACAGAUUCAAACAUGCUCAAAAGACUCAUAAGCCAUAAUAUUUAUUUAAAAAAGAAAAGAAAAAUAAUUUAGUUUUAAGGGUUAUUCAUAUUUUACGUAUAUGCACUGGGAGGAGAAGGGAGAUUUUUCGUAAUGCGAAAGUAGAGAGAGGUUGGCUCUACACUACAGAAUGUACAAAUCCACCUCAGUGUUUCAUAAUCACUGUCCUUGUGUUGCUUUACUUUAUGCUUUCACAAAACGUUAAUUCACUCGGUAGAUAUCGUAACAGUAAUAAUAAGUCUAGUUCGUGUGUCGAAUUUGUGACCGAAUUAUUUCGUUCGAAAGAACCAAACAUUAUAUUCGCUACAUCAAACAGACAGUGGUUGCGAAAAGAGAGAAAAUCUGUGACAUACUUUCGAAACGAUUUACGGUGACUUCGUCAUAACUGUCUGAAAAUAAAUUGAAACGUGGGUGGGAAAGGGGCGUAGGAAGGGUGGGCAGCAAUGUUCCCUCUAAGGUUUGCUGGUUCGUGUGCAAAAUCAUAUAGUUGUGUGCAAAGUUUUACGGCAUCAUUUUUUUUUUUUAAUGCAAAAUUUUACAGCUCACAAAUACAAACACACACGUACAUGGAAAUUUGCUGCGGGAUACUCAAAACUGCUGCGCGGCGACUGUGAGAUAGCUGCGCGGCCGCGCAGCCGCGCAGCUUAAAGGAAAUAUUGGUGGGCAAUGGAGGAAAUCCGCACCGAGAGGAUGGUUUUCCUUUUAUAAUGGGUGGCAUUUUCGGUCAAACGCAAAGUUUCGUUUUGUUGUUUUUUUUUGUAUGAAGGGUGUGAAGAAAAUGGAGAACUGCAUUAUUGCAAGUGCGCAGCCUUGUUUCACUCCGCUGCCGACUGGGAAUGCCUCAUAGACUGCGCCGGUGAAGGUUACUGUGCAUGUUUUCAUCCAAUGGCCGUAUGAUUGUGAGCAGUCGUGGGGGGCAACCUAUUUUGUGCAAGAUACUAAACAGAUAACUCCGGCUUAUCAAGUCAAAUGCCUUGGGGAGAUCUACGAAAGCAAUGUAAAGAGGCUUAUGGUUUUCAUGGCACGUCUCCUCAACUGGCGUAACGAGAAUAUCAUAUUUACAGGAACAACCACAUUGGAGGUCACACGGGAAGUUUGGGUGUAUAUUGCGUUAAUUUAAUCAUCUUAAUUACAAAAAUUCAGUGUGUGUUUCAUAAAGGUACCAACACUGCCAUUUUAAUUUGGUGACGCAACCCUUCUCAUAAAAAUUCAAAAUCAAUGGGUGCAGCUUUGGCGUAUACUUGAAUUCAAUGUUUCUUUUAAAAAAAAUGAUCCAGAGAGGUGACAUUUCAGGGGGACAGGACAUCCAUCAACGCACAGAUUAUGUAUUAGGGCACCGAGUGUCAUGCACAACUUGAAAUCACUCCGGUUGUGGAGCACCCGAGAGCGUUCCUUUGGCCACAACUUAGUUUCGCCCCAUUUGGCCACAUUGACCGGUACGGGGGAGGAGGUAAAGCAUCAAUCGAGGGCGUCGAAGGCUCCCGAGUGAAUGUAUUGUAGGGUAAGGGAGAGGGUCAUUGAGUCAUUCCAAAGACAACUUUUGAUAAUUAAAAAUUUAUUGAUUCACUUUGGCGCACACCAUAUAAAGUUUUGCAACAUUCUGCACUUAAUCGGAGAGCAACAAAAUGUGGGUUUCUCUCAACCUGGUUGUGGUUCAACACUGACGGAGGGGCGGCAUAAUCGGACAGUCACGGAGUUUUUAUCGUGGAAGGGAGCGCGGAAAAACUCUGUGCCCGCCCAUGGCAGCACCAUACUAGCUAAGUUACCUGGCGGUGAAUCUCUCAGCGCCAAAAUUGUGGACCAGGGCCAGCUUUACUGUCAUUUUUAUUUGGAUAUGGAGCAGAAAUUGAAGAUAGUGAUGGUUACUAAGGUGCAUUUUGGCGUAUACCUGAAUUCAGUUUGUCAAUUUAGAUAUUUCGAGCGAUGAGGAAGAAUUUUUUCAAGUGAUCCCGAAGAACAUCUAUCAGCAUGCAAAUUAGGCAUAUGGCCCCCAAUGAUAUAAAUAACAUGAAUUUAUUCGCGUUUCGGGUUGCCAUAUGGUGAUCUCUUGGAACACGCGUUGAUAUAGCCCAGUACUUCCACUAUGAUUGGCGUGAGGAAAGUGAGCAGCAGAAAUUCAGCGUGCCGAAGACUUCGAGUAAAAACGGACUCAUGGUCUGAGUACGGGGCUUACUGAGCCACAGACGCAUGGUCUGGGUACGGGGCUUACUGAGCCACAGAUGCAUGGUCUGGGUGCGGGGCUUACUGAACCACAGACGCAAGGUCUGGGUAAGGGGCUUACUGAGCCCCUCCCCAGAAAAUUUUUAUAAAAUUCAAAAUGCAAGAAUACAUUUUUUCACUUACCUGAACAACUGGAAUUAAGACUUUGAUUUAUAUUAAGGAGCGGCUGAUUUUUAAAAUAAAGCGAUAUUUAUAAUCCAAUUCUUUAAGCCUGCAAUGAGAUUAGCCGUAGAUAUAGACAGUUAAUCAAAUAUAUCCAGUGUAAUCGGUGAAAAGCACACGUUGCUAAUAAAAGUGUUAUAAAAAUGUUGUUGUUUGUUUUGUUUUAUAUAAACUAUAUAUAUAUUUAUAAUGUAUUUUCGCUUUUUUUUUUUUUUUUUUUUUUUUUUUUUUUUUUUUACAUUAACCUCCGGUUGUUCUUUGCUUUUUUAAAUUUUUUUUUUUUUUUUUUUUUUUUUUUUUUUUUUUUUUUUUUUUUUUUUUUUUUUUUUUUUUUUUUUUUUUUUUUUUUUUUUUUUUGUUGUUGUUCACAUUAACCUCCGGUAGUGCUUGACUUUCUCAAAGGGGCGGGGGACUUCCUCCCUUCCCAGGACAGAGGCCUCAAAGAAAGACUCGGGUGGACAUUAUCCGUUGCAUGUAUGCAAAGGUUGGGGGCGUGUCCAAAAUGGACGAUUAAAACAAGGGGCAGGGGAUAGGAUUUUUACUAGAUCUUCUUUGCAUAUCUCAUGUUUGUAUGGUCUCUUACUCAACACUUGGUACAAGUGAGAUCAAAUAAGAAUGUCCUUACUCGCCAACACACAGAACACGCUAACCUGUCACCCUCAAUCGCGCACACUUUUUUGUUGUUGUUUUAUUGAAUAGAUUUCUUAAUGCCAAACUUUUUUUUAAAAAUCAAACUUUAACCACAACACCGUGGCGUUCCUUAGGGGGGCGAGGAGGUGUUAUAUACUAUAACAUUUUAUAUACGGUAAGUGUGUGUAGGUGUAAUGAGGUUUUCACUUUUGGGAGUUCGCCCCGGUCAGUACUUGCUCAAGUCAAGGUACGCGAUUGACUAAUAAAGGUUAAUACUCAAAAAGGGUGCGAGAUUACUCUCUUAGGACCCUCGACACGAUGCUUACGGCGCGCCUCAUCUGCUGGGCGCUUCCGUAAAGGAGGUCAUUAAGGCAGGCCUCCGGAUUCCUACCGUUGGCCCCCAUCCCACUGUCCGGACACGUGACAACCAAGUGGGCUACUGUCUCCUCUUCGUGUCCACAUUGUCGGCACAAAAGUUCCCUUCUGUUAUCGAGUCGGUAGAGAUAACUGCGCGUGGCGCAGUGCCCAGUUCUCAUCUGUGUGAUAAGGCUUUGUUCUCUACGACUAAGCUCCCACCAUGGGUCGCUUUUGCUCGGCCGCUGGAAUUCCCGGUAAAACUGUCGUCCAGUAGUGGCCGUGUCCCACUUUCCAAGCCAUUUUCUCCUGAAAUGGUCUUUCAACCAGGCAGUGACUCCGACCUGAGUCAUGGGAUUGUCUGGUUGAGGUAGGGCUGCGCCUUCUUGGGCUAAGAAAUCUGCCCUGUCAGGAAGCGACGCCUCUAAGCGCGAAGUGAUUAGCUGGAAGAUUACCUUAGGGCCAUGUGCAUGGAUGGAGCCUACUGUUUCCAGAAUGACAGUGAUCUUUGUUGAGCCCACCGAUUUCUCCCCCAUGAGUUCGAGAGCAGAACGAGAGUCGGUGAAGACCACAACGUCCGGGAAGGACUUCCGAUUGGCUAGCCGUUGGUUCAACCUCUUAAGAGCUACCAGUAUCGCCUCAAUUUCCGCAUCGAGGCUUGUUGCAUUCCUACCGCAUGGGCCUGAUAGCUCCUCGGGUGGAGCUAUCUCUGCGGGAUACUGGAUGAGGACACCAUAGCCACUACGCUUUUCCUCCGUGAAACAUGAGCCGUCCGUAAAGACUUUAACCAAGCUGUUCGGGUAGGCGUCAAUCGUGCGUUGCACAGCCUCUGAUGGGUCUAAUUGAGGACUGCCUUCGCUGGCUUUGGCAUCAACCAUUUCCAGUCGAAUGUCCGGCAGGGGAAGACUUUUGUGUGGUCCCCGCGCGGGGAUCACUUUCACUUUUUCCCUGUUUCUGGGCAGAAAGACGUCUUUUUCAAGACUGUGAACCAUGUCCAUGAAGGAUGGUCGCUUCAAUCUGGACUUUUUCUCCCAUUCGUCCUGUAAUUUGAAACAGGGAUCCUUUCUGUCCAUGCGGCGGUAACGCUCUACCGUCGUAAGGACUGCCUUCUCUCGCCUGACCUCGAGCGGUUCGACAUUGGAAAUGAUCUCCACCGCCGCCGUGGGUGUGGUUCGUAUUGCCCCGCAAACAAACCUUAGAGCACGGUUUUGGAUGCGGUCCAGUUCCUCCAAAGCCGUAUGGCUUGCGAAGGCUAGGACGGGCAAACUGUAGUCCAUUGUUCCUCUCACACUGCUAAGGUAGAGCGAUCUCAACAGUCUUGCUUCUGCACCCCAUUCAGUGCAAGCUAGCUUUUUCACCAAGCCCAAUUUUUGUGAAGCCUUGGCACAUAGUUCGUGCACGUGGUGAUGGAGUCGGAGUUUCUGAUCCAACUUAAUCCCCAAGUAGACUGGAGUCCUGUCCCAUACCAAAUCUUUCCCAUUUAUGGAGAGUUUAACAUCGGUCUCAAGCACCUUUCUUCCGUUAGUGAACUUAGAAUAGACCGUCUUCUCAGUGUUCACAACCAUUUUCCACCGUCUCGCAUAGUCCUCGAUGGUAUGGAGAUCGUUUUGCAGCCGGUUCUGCAAGUGGUUGAUGUUAGGACCAGAAGUCCAGAUUACUAGAUCAUCAGCGAACAUGGCAUUAUCGGACACUAAUCCCUCUUGCAAGUCAUAGACAUAGGCCAAGAACAAAGUGCAGCUGAGGGCAGACCCCUGGGGGAGUCCGUCCUGUAGAGCAAGCUGCUUCGAUAGACUAUUGCCAACCCGUGUGACAAUAUAUCUGUCCUUGAGAAAGUCCGUCACCCACCCGGACAUGUUUCCAGUGACACCCAACUUCUGGAAUUUAUGCAUGAGGCCAACGCGCCACACGCGGUCAUAUGCUUGCUUGAGAUCAAAGAAAAUUGCCAACGAAUGAUUUUUCUUCUGGAGUUCAUUGGUCAUAGACUGAACAAGACGGACCACCUGGUCCAUGGGCUGCCUACCCUUACGGAAGCCACCUUGCGUCGGUGGUAGGUGCUUUCCACUCUCCAAAAACCAGUAGAGUCGUCCAUUCACCAUUCGCUCGGCCACUUUGCCCACACAGGACGUCAGCGAUAUUGGCCUGUAGCUACCUGGUAAAUGGCCUGGUUUUCCCUCCUUUGGUACGGGAACCACUAUGGCCUGCUUCCACACUUUCGGUAAAAUACCUGUAGUCCAAGUUCGGUUAAUGAGAGCCAGCAGAAGUUCUCUCCCCUGUUUACCCAGGUGGGUUAACAUUUCAUUGUGAACUUUGUCUGGGCCUGGUGCUUUCGCCGGCAAGCACUUUUUGAGCGCGGUUUGCAAUUCUUCCAUUGUGAAGGGAACUGUGAAUAUCUCAGGGUGGGGUCCAGUACGCUGGAUACGAGCUCCCCUUAUCUUCAGACGGCGGAUUUCCCUGUGCUCGUCAGUCUCCUUUCUUACUUUUGACUCAUUGUUCACUGCGGCAAAGUGAACAUUCAGUACAUUGGCUCUUUCCUUGUCGCUCGCCACGACACCCUUGUCCGAUAGUACUGGCUGCGGGUUUUUGGCCUUCCCCGCACCAGAGAGACUUCCGAGCAGAUUCCACACCUUCCUACCGUCCAGAAGAUUGAGUUUUUCACACGCGCUAACCCACUUCGACUUUUUCGCCUUUUGAACAGCUGCCCGGACUUCAGCCGUAAGUUGAUUGUAGCCAGCACGAGCAGCCGGUGUUUUCUUCCUCGCGGCUUCUUUCCGAGCUUUUGCUCUACGCUUCACGAGUUUUGCAAGCUCUUUGUUCCAAAAAGGCUUGUACGGUCGCUUCCCGGUCGUUCUCGGGAUCGUCACACGGGCGACCUCUAGGAGGACGUCAUUGAACUUCUCGAAAGCAACAUCUAAGUCUGAGUCGGCCACAUCGACUGCAAUUAGUCCGAGCUUGGUCUCGCACUGACUUUGGAAAUCUUGCCAGUUGGCUUUACGAAAGAGCCAGUGGCGUUUAUCGCACUUGGUUUUGGCCUGUCCCAAGUCAACCCUAAGCAGUAUGGGCAAAUGGUCGCUCCCAAUGUCGUCAAGGACACUAAGGACCUGAUGUCCCGCGAGAUCAGCGGACACGAGCGUCAGGUCUGGCCUGGACUCCGUUCCAUGGCCGUAAUGGAGAAGAGUGGGCGUGCUCUUCUCGUCUUGAAGCCUGAUAAGGUUGGUCUCGAGACAUACCUCUUCCACGUGCUUACCAGAGCCGUUCCGCUCUGGAUAACCCCACAUGGGGGAUUUGGCAUUGAAAUCUCCUGCAAUUAUAGUCCGUUUAAAGAUCGUCUCCCCGUGGGUGGGGAUCGUGAUCACAUUGCUUGGAGAAUUGUAAAUGUUCGUCACGGCGAACGUUUUCCCACAUUUAGUGACUUUUACUGACAGGGUGUCAGUAUUGGCGUAACGCUUACACUCGAUGAUCUCCACCGUGAGAUCAUUUCGCACCGCUGUGGUAAUGCCUUGGCAUCGCCCACACUUGCAAUGGUAUAGCGAGUAACCAGUGAUGUGAAACGGCUUCCCGUGAAGCAUUGUUUCUUGGAACAGUCCUACAUCCACGCCGUGCUCGUGGAGUAGUUUGGUUACUUCGUGUGACUUUUGCCUGAUUCCACACACAUUCAAUUGUAACACAAUCAGGGAAUAUUUGAGGUGUCCCGUGCCACCUAUUCGUUCUCGACCAGUCGUUUGUUGGCCUCGCACGCGCCUGUCAAGCGUCACACGUGCGAGAGGGGACGCCCUCCCCAAGGGGACAUCCGCGGGGAGAGGAUGCAGUCCACGCACCACACCUGUAGCUUUACUCGGUCCCACCCAGUCUCCCGACAGUGGGUAUCGAGGGCCUUUUGAGGAAGCCACGGUCGGAGGGGCAGGAUCGUGUCCAAGCCCCCCCCCAGUCGAACCUGCGUUAAUGAUAGAUUUUGCAUUGUCAUGAGUAAUAGUGGUUUGAGCAAAAUAUCUUCCUCCCAGUGAAAGAGGGCUUUGCGUCGCCCCCCCCCCUAGCUCAGUGGGUCCUUCGGACAUGGACGUGUGUGAUCUUUGGCUUCCGGAAGCAAGUCCGUACUGGUCAGCAACGCCACGAAGAGGCAGAUCACGUGUACACCACUCGAGCAAAGUGGUGUUGGUUUCCCCAGUCGGCACAAGCAGCUGACAUGGGGAAAUCAUGCUGCGCGAUUGACUCAAUUGGUCUAUUUAGUAAACCGGAUUUGAUAAUUGCUUUAUAUCUAUUAUAUAUGCAUCAUAUAGGCCUAAGCAUUAUAUGUGUGUGUGUGCAUCAUAUAGGCCUAAGCAUUACAUAUAUAUGUGUGUGUGCAUUAUUUAACUUUUUUUAAAAAUUAUUGCAUUUUCCUUAUUCAGUUGAUAAGUUGCCUUUGCCAUUUUCGAAAAGUCACGCAGCUAAUCACAGGCUGCUCACCUCAACACUAGAGACAUGAAAGUGUUACAUUUUUAUAAUACAGCUGUUUGCGACUCUCCAACUCUUUUUUCAGCUGUUGUAUUCACCAUGCCCCCGAAGAGAAAAGCUGCGAAGAAGGCGGGCAAGUCGGUGAGCGCCAAGAAAAGUAAAGCAGACGACUCGUCGGAUGUUGCAGCUGCUGAUACCAUGAAGGAUAAAAUCGCCAAGCUGAAAGAGGCUGAUAAGAACACGAUAAGGAAACACAAACCCGAUUCAUUUUUUCCAGGCUCUCAAAUUGCACAGGUAGAGAUGAGUGUAUGUAAUUCUGUGUAUGUAAUUAUAGAUUGGCCUGCUAUACAUAAACUCUACCGGGUUGGGUUUUUUUUUCUUCUUCAUUGUGGCUGAUAAUACCUAAAUGCGCCCAAAUGGAACAUGGUUGGCAAGGGGGCGGAUAUAGACAUUAAGAUUUACCCAACUGAUGCGUAUGGAGAGAGGGGGUGUCGGAUAUCGACUUUGAGAUUUACUCAACUGAUGAGUAUCGAGAGAGACAGGGGGGGGGCGCUCCACGCUAGACAAAUACGACAGUACGCCAAAAAUAAUUAUCAAAGUCAUAGAGUCCCGAAACACUGCUGUUAAAAAAAAAAUACGCACAAAUAUUUGUAGCGUGAAAGAGUUCUUUAUUCUUUAACAGCCGUACUCAACAUUAGUGCACCCGUUGUGUGGUUUCUCGUUGGUUCUGUUGUGAGUAAAGAGAUGACUCUCAGUUGCAUAGGGCUUUUUGACAGACACAUCUUAAAAACAUUGUUGUUGUUUGUUUUUAAAGAUUUCGUUUUUUAUUCGUUGUUGCUUGUUGUUGUUUCUUUAGGUUUUAGUUGUUGAUUUUAAAAAUAAAGAAUAAAUUAUAAUAUUUACUUUUUGUAUUGGGAUUAAAGCAAAAUAUAAAUAUAUAAAUAUACUCGUUUUAUAUAUAAAAAUAUAGAUUUAAUCGUUUUAUCUUUAAAAUAUGCAUUGUUUUAUGCCACGAGGGGGAGAAUUUUUUAUUUUUUUUUUGGGGGGGGGGGGGGGGGUGUUUCGCCACAUUUCGGAAAAAGGCGCAUACAUUUCUUCACAUAGAGCAGUGGCGUCACUAGGGGGUGUGGGGAUGCAGACCGCAGCGGGUAACAACCUCACAUGGAGGUGAAAGGUGAAAGCCAAAGGUAAAUGAAAAGUUGAGUUCGCUCGGUUUGUUAACAGAACUCAUUUUAAGACAAUAACAGGGUGCCACCAGAAAGCAUGUCACCAGAGCAGGGUGUUACAAGAACUGGGUGUCACCAGCAAGGUGCUGUGGGUGUCACCAGCAAGGUGCCGUGGGUGUCAUUAGAGUCGUUUUCAAUCAGGGUAGGGUACCAUUUGAGCAAGAUUCCACAUCUCAGGGUCGGGAUCUCUCAUAACCCUCUCUAAAGACGACAAUUAUUUAUCACGAUCUGUGUGUCUCUGGCUUCAUGUGAGAGGAGCUUUUCCAAAUUUAAACUUAUAAAGAACUAUUUAAAUUUUGCAAUCUACUAUAAAAAAGUCCACACUUUCGGUCUUGUGAUUUUGUUCAUUUAAAGGUAUAAGGUGAAAAUGUAGAUUUUGAUGAAGUGAUUGCCGUGUUUGCAUCUUUGAAGACCAGGAAAGUAGAGUUUUGACUUUAAGUUUUAAUAACAAGUUGUUGUUUUUUUGUUGUUGUUGUUUUUUUUGUUGUUGUCGUUGCAUUUUUUAAACGCUGUUAACUCGAAUUCUGUUGUCUUCCUAUGUCUUUUCUUGCUCCAGGACUCAAUUUACAAAUAAUACUAUAGGCUGAUCUUUUUGAUCUGGUUAAGAAUCACUCGGUGUGUGUAGGAGGUGGGGUCCGGAGCGGCUGAUAAUAGCGUAGAUAGGGUUAGUGCAGCCAAGUGUGGGGGCCUUUACCCAAAUGCUGCCCCUCCACAUAGUGGUAAAAAGUUCUGCCCGAGACAGGCCGCCCCUUCCUACGCCACUGGGGUGACACCAUGAGCUUACUUCACCUAACAUCAACCCUAGUGACUCUUUUGACAUAGCGAGCUGAAAAUUGUUUGAAAAAUGUUUGGUUUUUACAAUUAUUUUAAAAUCACUUCCUUUCUACUCCUCUUUACUUUGUUUUUGUCUGGUUUUAGCGCCCUCUCCUAUUUUUCUGUUUUAGGUAGGAUAUAUAUAUUUAUAUUAUGUAAAUUUAAUUUAUACUUAUUUAAAUGUGUUUUUUGUUUGUUUGUACUGAUGAAGGCAUGUGCCGAAACGUUUACUUGUGUAUAAUGUAUAACUAUUAUUAAAGCGUAACUUGUAUUGUUAUAUUGACACAAUUUGUUCAAUGAGCAAUAUUUUUUUUACCUCAUCGUCCCCUUACGCACUGAGUCAUGUUGGGAGGCACUCCAUCUCCACAAUCUCCUCACCCAACCGACUCUACUAUUCCCCUACCUACCUCCUCAACUCUCUUUUUAGCAUCCUCCACCAACGUUUAAAUGUAAAAACUUCAGCCAAGCUGCGGCCCCUAUUUGACCAGACAAGCGUACGCUGCAUAGCAACAUGUAUUCAUCAAUACUUACUGUUACCAGACAAAAGAUGUAUAAACGUUAGAGCCCCUAACCUUGUAUAAUAAUCAUCGUUUGAUAUGAAUUAAUAUUAAUAGCAGCAAACUCUUGGCGACCACUGUUUGCGAUAAAUGUUAGUUUAAUGUUAGUUAAAUGUUAGUUAAAUGUUAGAUAAAGGUUAGUUAAAUGUUAGAUAAAUGUUAGUUUAAUGUUUGUUAGUUCAUGUAUUUGUGAUUAUUUCCAUCUCGAUGAAUGCCAGGUCCAUGAAGAUUAUGAUGCAAUGCUGAACCAAACCAACAUUGGGCAAAACAACAACAAAUUCUACAUCAUACAAGUUCUUAACUUAAAUGGCGUCUAUUUCACCUGGAACAGAUGGGGUCGAGUGGUGAGUGUUUCAAUAUCAGAUCACUUUAGGAAAGUUAGGACUAAAGAAUUUAUGAUAUCAACAAUGUGGUUUAUUUUAAUUUAUUUAAUAUUCAUUUAAGAAUUUUUUUAAAAGUCUUGAUAUCAGGUAUAUUUUGUUUAAUAAAGGAUCUUCUUAUUGUAUAUUUUGAGGGCCGCGAUCAAUGAAUUACUCAUUCUGGCUCCUAUGUUUCAGAGGGGUUCGCGAUGUAACUGUGAAUUGUUUUUCAGGGGAUACUUCACUGGUUGCAAGGGGUACUCAGCAAUGGUUAUAUUAUGAACUGGGGGUAGGAGGACAGUCAGGUGUUAAGUGUAGUCGCCUCAACUGUUGCUUUUGGAAGCUUGUUCCGGUCCUUUAUUGUCUUUGGCAGGAAUCAGGAGCUCCUGUACUGCGUUCAUUUAUUUUUUUUAUUUUAUUUUUUUUAUGAGCCGGAACUGCCUGGCAUGGCCUCCCAAUUAAAAUAUAAUUAAUUCAUAAUCAUAAUUCUUAAAAGCAUGCUACGCUAGUUUUCAAAAUCUUCUCUGUGAGGUGUGGGAUCAUUCUCUUCUCUAUGGGGCGUGGGAGUAUACCGUACAAUACCUACUCAUGGGGUGUGGAAGCAUCCUAUCAACACCUGCUCUAUGGAUAUGAGUAAAAAAAUUAUUAUUAGAUUUUCAAAGUAAAGGCCAGUUUUUCAUGUGAACACUUUCAUCACCCAAUUAUUUAUUUUUUUUUUUUAAAUUCCUUUUCUCAGCCGAUUACAAACGAUAAGAUACAAAAUGAAACCGGACACUCGUAUUGUUUUGUUCCAUAGGGGGAACCAGGGCAGAAUGCUAAAAAAGGACCGUUUAACAACGUCGACGUGGCCGUUAAAGACUUUGAGAAGAAGUUCAAAGACAAAACCAAAAACGCUUGGAGUGACCGCCACAAGUUCGUCCCGGUCAAAGGAAAAUACGUCCUGCUGGAGAUGGCCGGGGACGAGGACGUUGACCAGGUGGAUUCGGGUGCCAAGGUCAGGGUUUUAGAAUAGUUGAUCAUAUUACAUGUACAGGAAUAUAGAUGUUCCUUGAGAUCAAUCGUGUCACCAGAACAAUCAAUGCAGAGACUUGUUACGUAACUUAUUGAUUGGAGAACGAGGGGGGGGGGGGGUGAAUCGUGUCUGUCCUUCUUUUUCGAAAGGUGUGAAUUCUAUAAAUGAAAUUGACUUAAUAGACCAACCUACUACUUCAUCUAGUUUAGUGAUUCUCAAAAUUUUUCAGGUCACCGCCACCCUGGGACCAUAAACUCACCCUAAACGCCAUGUCAGGCCCCCCACCACGUCUAACCCCAUUAUAAGCAUUCUCAGCCCUUAACACGACCCUUUGUGAUAGAUAACUACACAACUAAAUUUUGGUGUGUAACUACACAACUAAAUGUUGGUGUGUAACUACACAAUUAAAUGUUGGUGUGUAACUACACAAUUAAAUGUUGGUGUGUAACUACACAAAUAAAUGUUGGUGUGUAACGACAAAACUGACUGUCGUGUGUAAUAUACAUAUAUAAAUAUAAAUAUAUAUAUAUAUGAAUAUGUCAAUGAAACACAAAAUAAACUAUUUACUUUUAUGAGCUCAUUAAUCCAUUAGCUGAACAUAUUGGAUCAAGCGAAACCUCACCUUUUGAAUGUAGGAUAAUUAUAAGAGAUUUAGACAUCUAACUUUUUCUCAUAAGGUGAUAAAGUGCAUGGGUUUGGUAAAGUGAUAGCAUUUGUCAGUGCCUGGUUUUAAGUCUCUUCGCAAAAAAUAUAUUGACUAUGUUCAUAUUUCUAUGCCAUUUCUUUGUUUGAACAAGGAAUUACGAUCACAAUAAAACCACCUUCUAACAAAUAAAAUAAUGAAAACGCAGCAAAGAGCUUCUUAAGAGCCUUUCAUGGUGAUGAGUACGAUAACAAACUCAUGCUGUGGCCAAAACUCUUGAUAUUAUUUCUUAAAAUUUGGGUUAUGCUUUAUAACAUUUGGCUGAAUGAACCCUCAAAUCUUGAACUACUUACUGCCUAAUUUAUGAGCAUGGAUUAUCGCUCAAUCUGGGUUGUCGAUCAAAAGACAAGUCUGUCAUUGGUCGGACUAUCUUAAGUAGAAUAUCCUAACCGUGGCAUGGCAAAGUACAUAUAAGAUAACAUUCUUGAGGUGUUCUUUAAUUUCAAUAUUUUCGUCUACCUCAGAAGGGCUUGGAAACUAGUAGAACUCGAGGUGAUCAAUAUUGCGCUUGUGUGGAAAUAAUGUUGUUAUACCCACCGCCCCUUUGACGGAAGGUACUGCCCACUUUGAUAACCACUGAUCUAUUUUAAUUAUUGAUUGUUUUUCAACCGUCAUAUCUACUAUCUAUACUCAUAUCUACUAUUGUGCACUUAGUAACCAUAAUAAUCAUAGUAACAGCCCUAAUACUAUUUCUGUGUAUCAAAAUAUUUUCAGGACGACUCAACGGGUGACAGGGCGACUGCCCCUUGCAGUCUGGACAAGCAGACGGCAGAUUUAAUCAAACUGAUUUUUGACAAUGACAUGUUCAGCGCCGCUCUUCAGAAGUUCGACAUUGACACAAAAAAGAUGCCUUUGGGGAAACUGAGCAAAUCUCAGAUCGCCAAAGGUAUUUGCUUACUUGCUCAUUAUUCAUUUGAGCUUCAUGCUUAUACUUAUGCUAAUACUUAUACAGGUCACGGAUGAAUACGUUAGUUUUUAAAAAAAUGAAUACAAAAUUUACGCCACUGGUAGACAGACAUAAACCGCAAACAAAGUUACUCAUAGAAGAAGACACUAAAAAGAAAACGUUUUAAAAUGGCAUUUUAUUAAAGAAGAUGGCAGGAAGCAUUAUGGUUCUGUAUUUCUACUCUCUAGGCCAGGUUCAAUUGUGUUUAAAUUGUUGUAUGGAAUUAAAUAAUUUAAUUUUAAGAAUGAGAGUGUUGGGUGGCGAUAAAGCUUUCAGGAAGAUUUAUUAGAGACAAGCAAUUUGUGUAAACAAAACAAUGUACGUUCAGCUUUAAUGAUCAUGCUGAAUACAAAUGUAAACGUUUCGGAAAAUGCCUUCAUAGGUACAAAAAAAACAACAACAUUCAUAUAAGUAUCAAUUAAAGUUACACAAUAUAUAUAUACAGUGUAAAAAAUAUUGUAUGUGAUCUUUCUCUCCGAAAAGGCUUUGAAGCACUAGAGGCUCUGGAAGAAGCCAUCAAUAAAAAACAGUCAGCAUCGAAAAUCAACGACCUGACAUCCAGCUUCUAUACCAUCAUCCCCCACAGCUUCGGCCGGUCAGUGCCCCCGCCCAUCAAGACCCUGGAGGAGAUACAGAAGAAAUACGACAUGUUGGCGGUAUGUGCUGUAGAAAUAUGACCAUGUGGGUGACAUGUGCUAUAGAAAUGUGACCAUGUGGGUGUAGUGUGAAAUAAAAAUAUGACCAUGUGGUGGAAUGUGCUAUAGAAAUGUGACCAUGUGGGUGUAGUGUGCAAUAGAAAUAUGAACAUGUGGUGGUAUGUGCUAUAGAAAUGUGACCAUGUGGAUGUAGUGUGCAAUAGAAAUAUGACCAUGUGCCAGUAUUUGCUAAAGAAAUUUGACCAUCUGGUGGUAUGUACUUAAGAAAUGUGACCAUGUGCCAGUAUGUGCUAUAGAAAUGUGACCACGUGGGUGGUAUGUGCUAUAGAAAUAUGACCGUGUGGUGGUCUGUGCUAUAGAAAUGAGACCAUGUGGUGGUAGGUGCUAUAGAAAUAUGACCUUGUGGUUGUAUGUGGUAUAGAAAUAUGACCAUGUGGUUGUAUGUGCUAUAGAAAUGUGGCCAUGUGGUGAUAUGUGCUUUAGAAAUAUAACAAGUUUGCGGUAAUUGCUGUAGAAAUAAGACCAUGUUGAAUAAAUUUGGCACAUAUUUAUUAUAAUUUUUUUAUUUCUGUUUUCAAUUUUGUUCCGCUGAUGAUUAUUUUUUUGAUCUGCUCUGUACGCAGGUCCUGGGAGACAUAGAGCUGGCCCAAAGUAUCCAGAAGGAAAAAUCUAAAGCUGGUGACUCGAAAGUAAGUCUCACCCUUCAUUCCAAUAUGAACAUGUUAUGAAAUGUAAAGAAGUCCUUCAUUUUGGUGAAAACUUUUUUUGUAAAAAAAAAAUUGAUAUAUAUUUUUUUUAAAAAUAAUAUGAAUGUAGCCUUGCUAUAGUCUUCAAAUAUACAUAUUUUUUUAAUGGACAUGUUUAGGGUCAUAUCCCCUUUUCUAGAUGCUGAAGUUCAAUGUAAUAACUUCAAAAAGAAUGGAAUGGCAUGAUACGAAAUGUAGGAACAUACGAUUUGUAUUAGCCCACAUUUAGCUAAACUCCUUAACAAACAAAAAAAAAGAGUUCCUUGUAUAUAAUUGUUCUUAAUAGUGAAAAUGCUGCCCCCUCCCCUCUCCUUUUCCCCAAAUUUUUCCCUACCAGAUUAUUUGAUUUAAAUUUUUUUCUUCCCCAAAGUCGGAGCAAGCUUUUCCUCAUCCAUUUGAUGUCAAUUAUAAAGUACUAAACUGUAAGCUGAAGCUUGUUGAUAAAAAAUCGUCUAUUUACAAGGUAAAAAUUUGCAUAGUUCAAAUUCAUAUCAUUACGCAAUUAGCGAUAAAAAAAUUAACUGGCCAAAACGCUUUUUUACUUUGAAUUCUAAAAUAAAUAGGUUUUUUUAAUGUCCAUAUGAUUCAUUUAAUCAUAGAAUUAUUUCUAAACUUAUGGUAGGUUGUUGUGUUUUUGUGGGUUUUUUUAAUUAUUAUAUAUUUUUUAAAGUUUUAAUACAUCAAAUAUAGUAAGCCCAAAAUUAUUUCAAUGUCACUUACCUUCAGACAAUAGACAAGUACUUCAAGGCGACAGAAGGAGCCACUUAUAGAAAACUCAAGUUAACAGAUGUUUGGGAAGUCGAUCGGGAGGGAGAGGUAAUGUGGUGUGUUGGAGGUCAAUUGAGAGGUAAAGGUAAUGAGGUGGGGGUGACAAAUGUGGUGUGUGGAGGUUGAUACCAGAGUUUGAGGCAAUGAAGAGUGUGCGAGGGUGAUGUGUGUGGAAGGGGAUGUUUGGGGAGAUCAUCUGUUUGUGGGAGGUUGAUAGUGAGAGGUCAAUCCGUUUAUAUGAACAGACGUUUUCUUUGCUCUCAGUCUUUAAGUCAAUUUAACCAGAAGCCGUUUAUCUUAUAAAUUGUUCAGGCAGUCUGUACAAGGUCGUUGUAUUUUUUCAGCCAGUCUGUACAAGGUCGUUGUAUUUUUUCAGCCAGUCUGUACAAGGUCGUUGUAUUUUUUCAGCCAGUCUGUACAAGGUCGUUGUAUUUUUUCAGCCAGUCUGUACAAGGUCGUUGUAUUUUUUCAGCCAGUCUGUACAAGGUCGGUGUAUUUUUUCAGCCAGUCUGUACAAGGUCGUUGUAUUUUUUCAGCCAAUCAGUACCAGGUCGUUCUACUUUUUCAGCUAAUCUAUACCAGGUGGUUGUAUUUUAAGCCAGUCUGUACCAGGUCGUUAUAUUUUUAAGCCAGUCUGUACCAGAUGGUUAUAUUUUUCAGCCAGUCUGUACCAGGUCGUUGUAUUUUUUCAGCCAGUCUGUACCAGGUCGUUGUAUUUUUUUCAGCCAGUCUGUACCAGGUCGUUGUGUUUUUUCAGCCAAUCUGUACCAGGUCGUUGUGUUUUUUCAGCCAAUCUGUACCAGGUCGUUGUGUUUUUUCAGCCAAUCUGUACCAGGUCGUUGUGUUUUUUCAGCCAAUCUGUACCAGGUCGUUGUGUUUUUUCAGCCAAUCUGUACCAGGUCGUUGUGUUUUUUCAGCCAAUCUGUACCAGGUCGUUGUGUUUUUUCAGCCAAUCUGUACCAGGUCGUUGUAUUUUUUUCCAGGCCGAGAGAUUCGCCGCCAACUCUGAAAUAGACUACAGGAAACUGCUGUGGCACGGCACUAAUGUCGCAGUCGUCACUGCCAUUCUCAAGUCUGGCCUACGUAUCAUGCCACACAGCGGAGGGCGUGUAGGGAGGGGAAUCUACUUCGCAUCGGAAAAUAAUAAGUCAGCUGGAUAUGGUAGGUGUUAACUUGUUCACGUUGCGAAAGUAUUGUACAUAGUGGAAUAUCUAUGGCUGUAGAAUGUGUGACUCCUGGGACUGUCCUUGAAUUUUGACGACACUGAUUAACGAAAAACAUAAUGCAAGCAAAAUAGACAUACAAAAUAAGCUACUAAAAUGUACACUUCCAAAAUAUAAACUACCGCACUCUCAAAUUUUUAAUGACAAAAGUUUUUUUUUUUAGCAACGCACUUAACGUGUAUAUUAUAUACUCUAACACACCAGUUCUCAACCUCUUGGUCGCGACCCCUUUGGUUCGAACGACCCUUACACAGGGGUCGCCUAAGACCAUCGGAAAACACACAUUUAUGAAGCAGCAAUGAAAAUAAUUUUAUGGAUAGAGGUCACCACAAUACGAGGAACUGUAUUAAAUGGUCGCGGCAUUAGGAAGGUUGAGAACCACUGCUCUAACAUGAAUCUUGACAAAGGGAGACAACGAUGUGUUUUUUCUUGUUUUGGCUCUGUGCUCUUGUGUAAGGUACAUAUCAUAUAGUGACUCACUAGGGAUGUAACAACACAGACACCUUUAUGCGAUAGAAAUAAUGGAUAUGUGUUAAUGGAAAUGUUAUUAUAUUUACACAUUUAAAAAAAAAAAAAUUGAAAAUUGCUUUACUGUUCAGUAAGUCCAGCUCAAGGGAAAGGCAUAAUGUUCUUAAACGAAGUGGCGCUGGGGAAGCAGCACAAGAUCAUCAUGGAUGAUUCAAGUUUGACUAAAGCCCCCAAAGGGUUCGACAGUGUGUUAGCAUGUGGCCAACAAGAACCAGGUGAGAGAAAUAAGUCUACCAAGCAUUUUAACUUAACAUGUAGCCUACAUGCACAAAAAUUGAACAGCAAAAACUUGCAAAGUAGUUCAUCCAAGGAAGAGGCCCUGUGGUGUCUUGUCACAUACGUUGUCAAACCAUCUUAUGAAUACAUCCAACAGACCCAUUCUAUCAACCCAUCCUACAACACAUUCUAUCAACCCAUCCUACAAGACAUUAUAUCAACCCAUCCUACAACACAUUCUAUCAACCCAUCCUACAUCACAUUCUAUCAACCCAUCCUACAACACAUUCUAUCAACCCAUCCAACAGACCCAUGAUAUCAACCCAUCCUAAAACACAUUCUAUCAACCCAUCCUACAACACAUUUUAUGAACCCAUCCUACAACACAUUCUAUCAACCCAUCCUACAACCCAUUCAUUCAAUCUAUCUCAUCAACUCAUCCUAUUAAUGCACUGUAGGCUGUAUUAUUUUAUUUCUAUGUAUCACCGUGCAGACAUCAAGGAAGACUGUACUAUAAAGCUAGAUGGCCAUGAUGUCAUCGUUCCCCAGGGGAAACCAAAACAGAUCCCUGAAUACUCAGGCAGCAGUUUCUGGCAAUCGGAAUAUCUGGUUUACAGAGAAGACCAAGCUCGCAUUCGGUAUUUGCUACUUUUCGACAUGUAACCCAAAUUUUAGACCGUAGCAGAUAUUUAAUAAUAUCAGUUUUUAAUUCUUCAGCUCUUAGAACUUCCCUAAAAAUUCCACUGGUGUUAUUUGUGUCAGAAAGAUUUUUAAAAAAUGGGGAAAACAAAUUUAAUAGUAACUGUUUUUUAAGUAUGUUUUCAAUUGUUAUGUGAUUAAUGUUGUGUUGACUUGAUAUAAUAGCAUAUUUUUUUUAGUCGUUUCUUUCAACCUCUUUUUCAUUGAUUUCAAUCAUCUCAUUUAAAAACAUGCGCACUAGAAAAUGAAUGAAUAUUUCAAUGUAAAUGAACUGUGGGAUAGAUCUGUGUUACAUGUAUUUUAUGUAAUAAACGCUUAGUUCCCACUA
Molecule: messenger RNA, 20686 nt
Organism: Lymnaea stagnalis (great pond snail)
Lineage: Eukaryota; Metazoa; Mollusca; Gastropoda; Lymnaeidae
Source: the annotation of a GenBank genome assembly